Messenger RNA from Amphiprion ocellaris (clown anemonefish), 783 nucleotides. RefSeq names its product transcription initiation factor TFIID subunit 11-like. The transcript has a single exon. The record is from RefSeq and is a predicted model, not a curated record. Lineage: Eukaryota; Metazoa; Chordata; Actinopteri; Pomacentridae. The coding region runs from base 8 to 454 and encodes 148 amino acids.
AUCUCGGAUGACUCAGCCAAUGACCACAUCCAGUGCAUCUACGACUACACAGCUGAGGUCAACAUCCUCCACAACGGCUCGACAGGCAACAACGUCUAGUGAUUCUACAACUACUCAGCCAAAGACCACAUCCAGAUUCCCCACACCAGCUCAGGAGGCAGUCACAUCCACCCGCACAUCCAACGAUUCCGAGGAGGAUGGCGACAGCAAUUCCAAGGAGGAUGGUGAUGAUGAUUCCGAGGAGGAUGACAACAAAGACGACGGCAACUCUGAGGAGGAUGACAACAAAGACGAUGGCAACUCUGAGGAGGAUGACAACGACGAUGAUGAUUCUGAGGACGACGACGAUUCCAACCAGAAAGAGAAUUCCACAACAGCUCAGCAAGCAACAUCUUCCAGUGCAUCCACAACCACUAAGCAGGCGGCCACAUCCACCAGAACUCCGAUUACUUGAGAGACAACCACCAGUGGAUGACAACGACGAUUCCGAGGAGGAUGAUGACAAUUUCAAGAACGACGAUUCCCACUAAGAAGAGGAUUCCACAACAGCGGGAUGAUGAGUACGAUGAUGACAAGCUGUACGAUCGCAAUGGACAGUAGGGCUUGGGCGAUGAGGUUUGAUGCUGACAAUUCCACAACCAGCACCUCCAGUACACAUCUGUGGACCAGUGGCCCCCCCCAGCACCUUGAUCCAUCCACAACAUCAGCCACAACCGCAGAGGUCCUUAGUCCAACUCCUUGUAUCUCCUGUCUCUUUGAAAUAAAGUACAGCUUUGCAUCAGA